AGCGAAGCAUAUCCCAAACGGCAGGCAGACCCAAACCCACCCCGCCGACCAAAUCGAGCGAAGCAAAUCGUCGAGCACAUGGAGGUCAUGGCCGCGGACCCCUCCUCGCCGGCGCCCCCGGCAGCGGCGACUGCGCUCCCGGAGCCCCCGUACCACCACCCUCCUGCGGAUCACCCGGCGACGCCGCCGCCUAAGCCGGCAGCGGCGGCGGGUGCGGGGCUGAGGACCCCGUCGCCGUCGCCGUCGGUGCAGGUGUCCGGGUACUCGCUGCACGACCUACUCCUGCUGUCCCCGCCGCCGCCGAGCUCGCGCCGGCACCGGUCGCGGACGCGCGGGGCCGCCGGGACGGGCGUGGACGAGAGCAUGGAGAUGGUCGCGGUGGCGGGGACGCCAACGCCGCCCAGGCGGAGGCGGCGCGGGGCCGCGGAGCAGUGCGCGGCGCCCGCGCUGGCGUCUCCCAGGAACACGCGCCGGGCGAGGCGGAGGCUCGAGAAGGACGUUGAGGCCGAGGAGGACGCCGCUAGGAGGGCCCGCAGGAGGAAAUCCACCAGGGCGGCGCCGAAAGCUGCAGUGGCUGUGGACAAGGCGGCGGCGGUGAACGAGGAGGAUACAAGCUUGGCUUUGGUCCCGGCUUGCCCAGAUGCUACUCGCGGAACUGACUUCGUGGAGCAAUCAGGGUGGGAAGGUCUCUGUGAAAGGAUUGCUGAGCUGGUGAUGUGGAGGAACGUGGCUAAAUCGGCACUGUGGUUCGGGUUUGGAUCUAUGUUCUUUUUCUCAUGCUCAUUUUCGAGAGAGAUCACCUUCAGCCCAAUCUCGGCUCUCUGUCACCUCGGCGUUAUGAUCUUGGGCUUGGCAUUCUUCAAAGAUUCUGUUCCUCAGAGGCCGCAGGUGGAGAGGGGGAGAAGCUUCCAGUUGACUGAAGAAGAUGUGCUUCGUGCUUCACGAGCUGUGCUUCCCAUUGCAAACUCCAUGAUAUCUACGGCACAAGUGAUCUUCUCUGGUGAACCCUCAAUGACUCUCAAAGUGCUGCCUGUACUUCUGUUUGGUGCUAAAUAUGGGAGUCUGGUUACAGUGUGGAGGCUUCUAGCUGCAGGAUUUUUCACUAGUUUUACAGUCCCAAAGUUAUAUAGCAGCUAUUCAAGUCAAAUUCAUAGAAGAGUUGAGAUUUUGAGAGAUCGGGCUCAAGAAUCAUGGAAGUCUUGUCCACGCAAGAAACUUGUCGCAGCCACGGCAGUGACGAUGUGCUGGAACUUGUUUAGUGUGAAGACACGUGUCAUGGCAGCUUUUGUUUCACUUGUAAUACUGCGUUACAAUCAGAAGUACCGCAAGGUGGACAUCAACACUGAUGUUGAAAUUUGUCAAGACAAUGAAGGGCAGCAAAUGGAGACGGACGAGUAGAUUUUGCAGCACACUUGUACCAAUCUCAGGCACAGCUCAUGGCUCAUCAGAGGGACGGCAGCAGUGUCUUCUUAACCUGCUACGAUUACUACUACUUCUGUACAAUAAUAUUCAGUUCCACGCCUAGUGGUUCUGUUAGCUGCUAUGUAUUUAUGAACGCAUCAGGGGAGCUUCUACUAUGCCGUAAUUAUGAGCACUCGUAGAGUGCGUUCUGCAUGCUGAUAAAUAAAUAGAAAAGCGUGUCGUGUGUAUUCUCGAGUUUGC
Setaria italica (foxtail millet) is the source of this 1662-nucleotide messenger RNA. Its product is annotated as reticulon-like protein B17. The coding region runs from base 79 to 1398 and encodes 439 amino acids. Lineage: Eukaryota; Viridiplantae; Streptophyta; Magnoliopsida; Poales; Poaceae. The record is from RefSeq and is a predicted model, not a curated record. The transcript has 8 exons.